AACUAUCACAAUUAAAUGAUAGAAAAAAUCAGUUGAACCGAUUAAGGAUUAAAUGACUCACUUUGAGAUCGAGAAAAAAACUAUCAUGACAUUCAUAUAAAAGGAUAAGUUCAAUGGUGAAUUUUUUUCCAGUACAAAUGUGAAUUUUGUGUACAUCGUUUUUUUAAUCAUCAUCAUGUAUCUAGUUAAUUGUUUGGUAUUUAUUUUUCUAUCCAUGGAAUUGAUUUCUUCUGCUGCUAUUCAAAAUUCAUCUCAUCCCAAAGUAACAAUCAAAAAUUGAACAAUGUUUAAAUCAAUGGAAUACGAGAUAAUUAAUUUAUCGGCACCGGAACCAUUUAGACAGUCUUCAACUUUACCACCUUCGCCUCCAACCACAACCAAGACAACUUUAUCACCGACAAUAUCAUCAAAUUCAACAACAACCUUAUCCACCCCAUCAACGCCAAGAUCAAGACUGGAAAUCGAACCGGAAAUGGUUCGAACUCAAUCCCGAAUGAAAUUAAAUCGACAAGACAAAUCAGAUUUUACAUUCACAAAAACAUUCACUCCAAUUCCCCGAAAUCAAACAAAUUACAUGUAUUCGCUUUUUUCUUCUACAUUUGGAUACAAUUUAUUCUCACCUUAAUUGUUGUUUAAUUGAGCUAAAACAUUUUCUUCCCAAAGAGAAUUGAAAUAUUUUAUAUAAAUGAAAAGAGCGCAUGAGUAUCGCUCAUUCAAUACUAUUGAAAUUCAAUAGUAAAUAAAGUGAAAUUGUUUACAUUGUUUGUCUCAAACAAAUUGAUUGAUUUCUCUCUAAUUACUCAACAAUUAAGUUUUAUUUUCUUAAAAUGUCCCAAAUCAGUACACCUUUAAUUCGGAACCGAGAAACAAUCAAAAGUGUUCGAAAUUCCCUUAAAUCAGCUCAGAAAUUAUCUCAACAAUCGUUCCAUCAAUUGACUAAAGCUGUUCUUGAUUACCUUUCAAAAGGAUUACCUUUGGAAGCGAAUCAACUUUCAAUCGUAAAUGAACUUAAUCUUACUGAUCACGAAUCUAAAUUGUUGAUUCAAAACUUAAUCAUCUUAUUGCGACAUUGCCUUAGAUAUCGAACCUCAAAUCGCUCAGCUAAUUUAAUUGACAUUCUCUCGGAUGAGCUCAGACUUUCGAAAGAUUUUGGACAAUUAAUACAAAACCAGAUCGAAUCUGUCAACAGUAUGACAAGUAUUGUGCCUUAUGGACCCAAAUUACCCUCUUGUCGGUCAAUUAAAUGGCGGAUCGAUGUGGUUAUCUCAAGUUGCUCUCUGUCUAAAGUAUUGGAACCUUUGAUUAUUUUUGAGAUUCUCACAGAUUCAGAUCAACGAUUACGAUUUGAUUGUAGUUUAACCAAAUUCAAUCAACUUCGUCUCGCUGUGGCCGCAUCAUUAUCAGAAUUACAUCGAUUGGAAGAGAAGAGGAAAUUUUAUCCUUCAUUGAGGGCCAAUACCAUGAGAUAAAUUGUUCUCGAGACGAAUUGACUUAAAAGAAAAAGGAAAAUCAAUUGGAUAUAUUUUUUGUGACCAAUGAAAAUAAUAAUGUAACUUCAAAAUCUUGGGUAAAAUUGUGAAAUGAAAUGAUAAUUUUAUUUACUUAA
Molecule: messenger RNA, 1606 nt
Organism: Panonychus citri (citrus red mite)
Lineage: Eukaryota; Metazoa; Arthropoda; Arachnida; Trombidiformes; Tetranychidae
Product: COMM domain-containing protein 5-like
Exons: 3
Coding region: 828-1469 (213 amino acids)
Cellular component (GO): nucleus
Source: RefSeq, a predicted model, not a curated record